AUGAAAAAAUCCAAAGGUAGUACGUCUGUGGAUUGUUUGUAUAUGGAGUUCAUGCUUAAUAAGUAGAUGAGAUCAAAUAUACGCAUGAUACAUAACAGAAUUUUAAAUCCAAUGCAGUCGAUUCCAAAACCUUUUUCAUAAAUUGAAAAUAGGAAAAUUGCAAGUAGAUUAAAUUGUUAGUGUAAGAAGAUUAAAAAGAUUAGUAGCAAAUGAUAAUCGAGUUUUAAGACAAUAAGAUAUUAAUGAGUAAAUUAUAUUAACCAAUGGUUAUUCAUUCACAUAGAGUCAUUUAGAAUAAUAAAAAUUGUACGAUUGAAAGUCCUAAAUUUAAAAGAAGUUGUAUUCAUAUGAAUAAUGGAUAGAUCAGUUUAAAACAUUAACAUUAUUUAAAAAAAGGAGGUCAAAAUAUAUAGACAACAUAAUAAUAAGCAUAAGAAACAAAACCAUGGCAUCCUUACAUUAGAACAAAAAGAAAAAAACAUAUUUAAAAUUUACUUGAGUAAAAAUAGAGUCUAGAUUCUUAACCCAUUUAGGGAAUAACUUGUUUUUAGGGAAUAGGGGAUUUAAGUGGAUGGCAAACUUAAGAAGAUCCUUAAAUAGAAAUUCAAUGA
Molecule: messenger RNA, 611 nt
Organism: Paramecium sonneborni
Lineage: Eukaryota; Ciliophora; Oligohymenophorea; Peniculida; Parameciidae
Source: the annotation of a GenBank genome assembly